CACGCACUCAGAAGGGUAGUGUGUGAGCCAGCCAGCCAGUCAGUCAGUGUGAGUGUGUAAGCCAUGUUGGAUGUGAGUGAACGGGAGGAGAGAUGCUGCUGCCGUGCCGCUCCUAACGCUCAGACCUCCAGCUCCACGGACCACAGCGGGUAGAUGCCAACUUCCCAGGCCGACGGAGAGACGGGGGAGCCUGGGGGAAGGUGUCGGGCGGUGCCGGCGGUCCUGGAACUGGCCACCUAGCCGGAACGAAGGAGGGAGAGAAGUAACGAGGAGAAGGGAAGGCGCACUCGAGAGAGAAAGAGAGAAUAGGCAGAGGUGGAAGAGGGAGAAAGGAGGGGAGAGACAGAGAAAGGAAGAGACUAAAUGGCUGCACCGCUACCGGGCUUCACCCCGCUCCUGCUCUCGUCUCUGGCACUCCACCUGCUUCUCCUCGGCCCUUUGUUCGCCCUCACCCCGGGGACGGUAAAUACAGGAGGGGCUUCCAACGGAUGGACCCCGGGCCUCUGCUACCGAGACGCCGGUAAAGUGAGCCAGCAGCAACAGCAGCAGUGCGAGGAGGCAUGGGAGUCGCCGAGGGGCAGCUGGAAUGUACGCCCAAGCAGGUGGACAGAAGAGCGUAUACAGACUGAGGGAUGCUCUGGAGUACAGCACGCGGGGGGUACCUUGGGAGGAUAUCACCAGGAUGAGGUGAAGGGAACACGGAAGGAGAGACUGGAAGCAGUCGGGACGUUUUGGAAGGAUGAAAACGGCUGGCUGGUACCAUCACCUCCUCCCCCUCAUUCUCUUCCUCCUCCUCCUCUCCACCAAGGUAUUCGGAGCAGGUCGAGCACUGAUGGCGUCGGCGCAGAAGAGGGAGUGGAGAGAGGGCGGAUGAGGAGGAAGGGCGUUGUUUCUCCUCCUGUUUCACCUGCUUUCACAUCCUCGCCGGUUCAAAACGGCAAAAAAUUGUCAGUACAAAGGACUAGAGCUUGUGCGCAACGGUGGCCGGCGUCGAGGCCACACCUCGCCAAACGUGGCGCCGCCAGAGCCUUUGUGCAUGCCUCUGGCCUGUGGUGGGCACCCGGAAGUGGAGAAAAGAGAGGGGGAGAGGUGUGGGAGAGGGCUUGUGAGGUGAGGAGGCUCUUUGCCACACGGUGCUCCCUGACACAUCUCUACCGGUCAAGCCCCGACAAACAAGCCCCCUUCCCGGCCAGUAACUCCUCACCUGGCUCUUUGCCAACCGGUUGCUCUUGUUGCAUUCAUUCUCCUUCUGGAUACAAUUCACCACAAAGUGAGGCCUCAAACUACAAUUUGAAAUCUCACCGGCCUUUCACCAAGAAUUCAGACUGUAUCCAGGGAUCAAAAUGGGACUACAUUUGUCAUUUUUCAAAUUGUAAUUCUUCCCAGACCGGCCACACAGGAACAAUUCAGAAGCAUUCAGUUUGCAGAAACAGCAACAACUGCCAGGCUCGGGGUGCUGAUGGGGGCUCAUCCAGCGUGGACAGGAGGGCUGGUAAUUGUUCUCAUUUGGGCAGGCACAAUGUUAUCGAUCCCAGCAGCAUCAGAGAGGGGGGUGAUGUUAGCUGUUUGACUGGCUGCAUUAGGAGCAGGCAGAGGAGUGGGGGAGAUGGCGAGGAAGGGGAGGAAGUGGACAGCUGUAGCGCACGGGCAAUGAUUAACCCCAGAACCACGGCGCACCUACACUGUUGUGGACCUCCUGUCCGUGAUGUGAAAGCCAGGUAUUAUUUUCACACCAUAAUUAUGGCUAAAGGGAGGGAGAAUGAUGAGAGGAGAGAGGGAAAUGAUGGAAAAGGAGGAGGGAUGAACCAACACAUUAAUUCUUCUAAUUAUCCAGAUAAUGAUUUGGCUUUCCUGAUUCUGACAUGUCAGUGUAGGGCUGGUAAUGAGCUUCGACAGGGGAAAUCAGCACCAGCAAACAGAGGGCAGAGCAGUCUAACCCGGGGAGAGAGCAGAGAGGUUCCCGGUGCUUGCUCUGGUUGUUUGAGCAGAGUAGAAGUGGGGGGUGGAUAUUUAGCCAAGUUUAUGGUUCCGGAGGGAGGCAUAACUCAGAGGAAUUCCCCCAUCCAAUUUACCCUCAACACCAUCACACAGAUGCCCGGCCAACGUUUUCUAUCCAGCAAAAGCGCAAUUGCAGAAACAACAUAUCCUGGCCCGACGCUCAAUGCGCCCCCUCAAACACAAGCAGGCGAUUAUGCUAAAAGUGGAAAACCAUCCAAACCUCUCCGUCUAACUGCCGGAAAAGUGAACGCAACUUCAGAGACAGAGUCUGCCGGUGACUCAGGCUUUUUCUCGCCCGCUGAGUUUCCCGUUACAUCUCUCUGUGUUGUGUCAGCCGCGUCUCGCUCUGCAUCAUUACUCAAGCCACGUCGUUGCACUCAGCCUGACCACACCGCAGCAAAACACCUCUCGUUUUUCUCGGAAAUUAACUUGACCACAUGGCGGGAUGACUCUGAGCGUUCGCCGCACUUACUCUCUGCGAAGGAAGUGGCUUCAGCACGAUGGACAGCUCCCCUAGACUCUCAGCGCGUGUUUGUGUGGCACUUAUUCAACACUAACAGUAAUAACAACAACGAAGAGGAGCGGAGCGAGGAGGUAAAAGGAUAUAGUCAUGAAUCUGAAACAGAAAAAUGGCAUGGACAGGUACAGCAGCAAGACCUGCGAGAGAUGGUCCAUGCGGGGUGCGCCGACAACAUUUUCACCGACUGUUCAGGCACCGAGCCAGAGGACAGUGCGCAUAUGCAAUUAAAAUCCGGUAAGCAAGUGCCAUUAGAGCCCGAAGGUGUCAGACAGUUAGAUACCCGGCAGAUGGGGGCCGAAGGAGAAAGGGAGAGGGAUGCAGAGAGGGAGGGAGAUGGCUUGGAGGGGUCCGCUGCUGUUGUUGCUGCCGCUGUUGGGGGAGGGAAAUUACAGGUGGGGGUGGGUGAGAGAGAGGCGCGGCUGAUGGGAGGGAGAGGACCAGGGGGAGAGGAGCAAGAGGAGGAGCAAUGGGAGAGGGGAAAGGGAAUAACAAAGGCGAGUCAGGCAGAGGAGAGAGAGGCAGAGGGAGGGAAGGGUCAGGACAGGGGCAAUAGCACCACCACCAUCACACAGCCAGAUAGCGAAAUCGGAAAGAAAGAGAGCCAGGCGGAUGAAAGCCAUGAGGCAGGAGAGGGGGAUAAGGAGCAGAGGCACAGUGCAAGGGGAGAGAGGAGUCUGGAACGACUGAUAAUAGUAGCCGAUGAUGAAACCUCGCAGACAGAAAGGGAGAGGAAGAUUUUGAUGCCCUGGUCUCGCUCUAGGCGGGCCGCCAACAGACAUCCCCAUUUCUCCCUGUAUAACUAUCAAGUACAAGUAGCUGAGAACCAACCACCCGGCACCUCAGUCAUUGUCAUGUCUGCCUCAGACCCAGACGCAGGAGAGGCAGGCAGGGUGAGUUACACAAUGGCCCCGCUGAUGAACAGUCGAUCAUCUGAUUACUUCCACAUCCACCCAGAUACAGGUCUCAUAACCACCACUCAGAUUCUAGACAGAGAACACAUGGAUCUGCAUUACUUCCGGGUCACAGCGACUGAUCAUGGCUCCUCCCGCCUCUCUGGCACCACAAUGGUGGCCAUUACUGUUUCGGACCGGAAUGAUCAUUCUCCUAUAUUUGAGCAGACAGAGUACAGGGAGACCAUAAGGGAGAAUGUAGAGGAGGGUUAUCCUAUCCUACAGCUGAGAGCGACAGACUUAGACUCCCCAUCCAAUGCCAAUAUCCGUUACCGCUUUGUCGGUGACACAGCUGCAAUAGCACGAGCAGCCUUUGAGAUUGACCCGCGCUCUGGCCUCAUUACAACCCGUGGAGUGGUAGACCGCGAAACAAACGAGCACUACACUCUCCAGGUGGAGGCUAGUGACCAGGGGAAGGAACCAGGACCGCGCUCCGCCACUGUUAAAGUUUUCAUUACUGUUCUGGACGAAAAUGACAACGUGCCACAGUUCAGUGAAAAGCGCUACGUGGUAGCAGUGAAGGAGGAUGUGCGGCCUCACUCUGAGAUCCUCCGUGUGAGUGCCACAGACCGGGACAAGGACAGUAAUGCUGCUGUUCACUAUAAUAUUAUCAGUGGUAACAGCCGAGGACAGUUUUCCAUUGACAGCGUCACCGGGGAGAUCCAGGUUGUGGCACCGCUAGACUAUGAGGCUGAACGGGAGUAUACGCUCCGUGUUCGUGCACAGGACAAUGGCCGGCCACCUCUUUCCAACAACACGGGUAUUGUCAGUGUGCAGGUGACAGAUGUUAAUGACAACCCACCGAUCUUUGUCUCCACACCAUUCCAGGCAUCUGUGCUCGAGAGCGCCCCAGUUGGCAGUUCCAUCCUCCACAUCCAGGCUAUCGAUACAGAUUCUGGUGAUAAUGCCCGCCUGGAGUACAGGUUAACUGGCACCAGCUCUGACACACCAUUCAUUAUCAAUUCUGCAACAGGCUGGGUCACCGUGAGCUCCAUUCUUGACCGAGAAUCUGUAGAGCACUACUUCUUCGGCGUGGAGGCCAGGGAUUAUGGCAUGCCACCUCUUUCUGCCACAGCGAGUGUUACAAUUACAGUGAUGGAUGUUAAUGACAACCGCCCCGAGUUCCUCCAAAAGGAGUACUAUGCUCGCCUGAAUGAGGACGCGGCGGUUGGUACCAGUGUAGUUACUGUCACUGCUGUGGACCGUGAUGUUAACAGUGCAGUGACCUACCAGAUAACAGGGGGAAACACCAGAAACCGCUUUGCCAUCAGCACAGCAGGAGGGGCUGGACUUCUCUCAUUAGCCCUGCCAUUGGACUACAAACAGGAGCGACGUUAUGUUCUAACUGUCACUGCCUCAGACCGUACACUGCACGACACCUGUCAGGUGCACAUCAACAUCACAGAUGCCAACACACAUCGGCCUGUAUUUCAGAGUGCCCACUACUCCGUUAGCGUGAAUGAGGACCGACCACCUGGAAGCACUGUAGUUGUGAUUAGUGCUACAGAUGAUGACGUUGGUGAAAACGCUCGAAUCACAUACUUCCUCGAGGACAAUAUUCCACAAUUCCGCAUUGACUCCGCCACAGGUGCUAUAACACUCCAGGCAGAGCUUGACUAUGAGGACCAGAUGACCUACACUUUGGCAAUAACAGCUAAAGACAACGGUAUACCACAGAAAUCGGACACUACGUAUGUUGAGGUGAAUGUGAAUGAUGUGAAUGACAAUGCACCUCAGUUCCUCAGCCCCAGAUAUCAGGGAACAGUGAGCGAAGACGCCCCUCCCUUCACCAGCGUCCUCCAGAUCUCAGCCACCGACCGCGAUGCACACGCCAAUGGUCGUGUCCAGUACACCUUUCAAAAUGGUGAGGAUGGGGAUGGGGACUUUACCAUUGAACCUACAUCUGGCAUCGUUCGAACUGUUCGCCGUUUGGACCGCGAGAGCGUGCCAUUCUAUGAGCUCACGGCCUAUGCUGUAGAUCGUGGCGUGCCCCCUCAGCGAACCCCUGUCCACAUCCAGGUGACAGUCCUGGAUGUGAAUGACAAUGCACCUGUCUUCCCUGCUGAUGACUUUGAGGUUCUAGUGAAGGAAAACAGUGCUGUGGGCUCUGUGGUAGCCCAGAUCACAGCCACUGACCCGGAUGAGGGUGCCAACGCUCAAAUCAUGUACCAAAUCGUGGAGGGCAACAUCCCUGAGAUCUUCCAGAUGGACAUCUUUUCAGGGGAGCUCACUUCACUUAUUGAUCUUGACUAUGAGACUCGCAACGAGUAUGUCAUUGUAGUUCAGGCAACCUCAGCACCACUAGUCAGUCGGGCUACUGUCCGGAUCCGACUGGUGGACCAGAACGACAACAGGCCCACUCUGCAGGACUUCCAAAUCAUUUUCAACAACUUUGUGUCCAAUCGCUCCAACAGUUUCCCCAGCGGGGUAAUUGGGAGAGUACCCGCCCAUGAUCCUGAUGUGUCAGACAGGCUGUACUAUACCAUCGACAGAGGGAACGAGCUUCACCUGCUGCUCCUGAAUCACACCAGUGGAGAGAUCCGGCUGAGCCGAAAACUGGAUAACAACAGGCCACUGGUGGCUCCCAUGCUGAUCACAGUCACAGAUGGUGUCCACAGCAUUUCAGCCCAGUGCGUUCUCCGCGUCCUCAUCAUCACUGAGGACAUGUUGGGCAGCAGUGUCACUGUCCGCCUCCAGAACAUGUCCCAGGAGCACUUCCUGUCACCGCUGCUGGGUAACUUCCUGGAGGGAGUGUCAGCGGUACUCUCAGUCCCUGUUGAGGAUGUUUUUAUCUUCAACAUCCAGCCAGACCUGGACGCGGCGCCGGGAGGGAUCCUGAAUGUCAGCUUCUCUGCUGCGUUGCCGGGUGGACUCUUCUUCCCCUCAGAGGCCCUGGAGGAACAGCUGUACCUGAACAGACCGAGGCUGACGUCACUGACGCAGAUGGAGGUUCUCCCGUUCGACGACAAUGUGUGUCUGCGUGAGCCGUGCCAGAACUACAUGAAGUGCAUCUCAGUGCUACGCUUCAAUAGCUCUGCCCCCUUCAUCUCCUCGCCCUCCAUCUUGUUCCGGCCAAUCCACCCCAUCGCAGGCCUACGCUGCCGCUGCCCAGUUGGCUUCACGGGGGAUUACUGUGAGACGGAGAUCAACCUGUGCUACUCCAACCCCUGCCUGAACGGAGGCGUGUGUGCCCGCAGAGAGGGAGGCUACACCUGUAUCUGCCGCGAAGACUACACCGGUGACCGAUGUGAGUUUGACCGGCGACAGGGCAGAUGUGUGCCUGGUGUGUGUCGUAAUGGAGGAACAUGUCGGGAGCUUUCAGGAGGGGGUUUCCGCUGCGAGUGUCCUGCAGGAGGCUAUGAGCGUCCAUAUUGCACAGUCACUGCCCGGUCCUUCCCACCAAAGUCCUUCGUCAUGUUCCGGGGCCUCAGGCAGAGAUUCCACCUGUCCAUCUCAUUAACUUUUGCCACCCUGGAGAGCAGUGGUCUUCUCUUCUAUAAUGGACGCUUCAAUGAGAAACAUGACUUCAUCGCCUUGGAGAUACAAGAAGGACAAGUGUUGCUCAAAUAUUCCACAGGUGAAUCGUCCACUCAGGUGAGUCCCUUCCUUCCUGGUGGUGUGAGCGAUGGCAACUGGCAUACUGUACACAUCCACUACUACAAUAAGCCAGCUACACGCUAUCCAAAGCGCAGUAUGAGCGGUGAGGCCCAAGGCCCGUCAGAUGAGAAGAUUGCUGUGGUGAGUGUCGACGACUGUGAUACAGCCUUGUCGCUUCGCUUCGGUACCCAGCUUGGAAAUUACAGCUGUGCUGCGCAGGGGAAACAGACCAGCAGCAAGAAGUCUCUGGACCUGACUGGUCCAUUGUUUCUGGGUGGAGUUCCCAACGUUCCUGACAACUUCCCUUUUGGCACCAGAGAGUUUAUUGGCUGCAUGAAGGAGCUCCAUAUUGACAACAAGCCUCUGGACUUGGCUGGAUUUAUUGCAAACAAUGGAACAUUGCCUGGCUGCAGUGCCAAGCUCCCGUUCUGUAAAUCCAAUCCAUGUCAGAAUGGAGGAACCUGCAGGGUGAGCUGGGAGACCUUCUCCUGUGACUGUCCCCUGGGGUACGGGGGGAAGGACUGCAGCCAUGUAAUGCCACACCCCCAUCGCUUCCUGGGUAACAGCGCUCUCUGGUGGGACCUGAAGAACGACGUAACCAUCUCUACACCGUGGUACCUUGGCCUGGUGUUCAGGACCAGAGCGCAAGAGGGGACGUUACUGCAGGCCCAGGCUGGCCAGUACACUAGUCUGCUGUUCCAGGUGAUAAAUGGUCAGCUGGUGUUCUCGGUGACCCGCGGUUCGACCAGAUCAGUACGUUUGCGGUUGGAUCAGGUUCAGGUGGCAGAUGGCCGGUGGCACGACCUCCAGCUGGAGCUGCGAGACGUUCGCAGUGGCCGUGAGACCCGCUACGUAGCCACGUUACGGCUUGAUUUUGGACUCUACCAGGGAACAGUGAUAGUGGGAAAUGAGAUUCAUGGUUUGAAGGUGAAACAUCUGCAUGUGGGAGGAGUGCUGGGCUCUGGAGAGGUUCAAAACGGGAUACGAGGAUGCAUACAGGGUGUUCGGUUGGGUGUACGACCUGAUGCCCCUUCCCUGCCCAGCCCAUCCAGAGCUGUCAAAGUAGAGACUGGCUGUAAUGUGGGCAACCCUUGCAUCUCGUCUCCUUGCCCCGCCCACAGCCGCUGUUCUGACCAAUGGGAGCGGCACAGCUGUAUCUGUGAACCUGGUUACUAUGGGAGAGGCUGCACUGACGCUUGCCAUCUGAAUCCAUGUGAAAACGAGGCUCAGUGCCACAGGAAGCCCAGCUCUUCCCAUGGUUACAUCUGUGACUGUGGAGACAACCACUAUGGGCAAUACUGCCAACACAGGAUCGACCACCAGUGUCCCAGGGGUUGGUGGGGAUCCCCAACCUGUGGACCAUGUCACUGUGACAUGGAUAAAGGCUUCGACCCCAACUGUAACAAGACGAGUGGGCAGUGUCACUGCAAGGAAUUUCACUAUCAUCCGCGGGACUCUGACACCUGCCUGCCAUGUGACUGCUACCCGGUGGGUUCCUUCUCACGGUCAUGUGAUCCAGAGACAGGCCAGUGCCAAUGCAGGCCCGGCGUGAUUGGACGUCAGUGCAACACAUGUGACAACCCCUUUGCUGAGGUCACAAAUUCAGGCUGUGAAGUGAUUUAUGAUGGUUGUCCAAAGACCAUCACUCAGGGGAUCUGGUGGCCUCGGACCAAGUUCAACCUGCCUGCUGCGGUCUCCUGCCCCAAAGGCUCCAUUGGUGCGGCCAUCAGACACUGUGAUGUAGAGAGGGGAUGGCUGGAGCCAGACCUUUACAACUGCACCUCACCUCCAUUUGUGGAGCUCAAUGCUGCCCUGGAAUCUCUGGAGCGUAAUGAGACUGAGCUGAACACCAUCAUGGAGAAGAAACUUGCCCACCAGCUCCGUGAUGUCACAGAGUCAACCGCUCGACUCUACGGCAAUGACUUGCAGAUCGCCGAACGACUUUUAUCCCGCUUGCUGACAUUCGAGACCCAGCAGAACGGCUUCGGACUCACCGCUACUCAGGAUGCACAUUUCAAUGAGAACAUUCUCCGGAGCUGCAGUGCACUCUUGGGCCCCAGUACCUCUGGGCUUUGGCGAGCUUUGGUUCAGAGUCAGAGCCACAUCCCGGGCGGCGGACCUGCAGAGCUGACGGACCUGCUGGAGCAGUAUGUCCAGAAUCUGGCCCAGAACAUGAAGCUUACCUACCUCAACCCUGUUGCACUGGUUGCUCCAAACUUAGUCAUGAACCUAGACCGUGUGGAGAACCGGACGCACGUGCGACGGCGUUUCCCACGUUACCACACCACCUUGUUUCGCGGUCAGGCUUUGUGGGAUCCCUACACUCAUGUGAUACUGCCCCCUGCUGCCCUGAUGCCACAACGACAGCAGCAACACAACUGGAAGGAGAGGGAGCGGGCGGAGAAAGAACCCUCGGCCCCUCAGAACACGUCUCCUGCCCCUGUCAGUAACUCAGCCAAUCAGACGGGGGAAUACACUGCAGCCAGACGCACUGUUUCGAUGCCUGAGCCGCCCAUUACCAUUGUCAUCUUGCUGAUCUAUCGCAGUCUGGGCGCUGCUCUCCCUCCUAAAUACCACACGGACCGGCGAGGAGUGAGGCUUCCUCGACACCCGGUAAUGAACUCCCCUGUUGUCAGCAUCUCUGUCUACAACAACCACACGUUUGUGGGUGGACACUUGGACCAGCCUAUCCUGCUUGAGUUCAAACUGCUGGAGACAGCCAAUCGCAGCAAACCCCUGUGUGUGCAGUGGAACCACAGCAGUCCCAAUGAGGCAGGAGGUUGUUGGACGGUCAGGGACUGUAUGGUGGUGUACAGGAACACCUCCCAUGUCCGCUGUCAGUGCCAGAGACUGGGCACCUUCGGCGUGCUGAUGGACAGUUCACAGAGAGAGCAGUUGGAGGGAGAUCUGGAGACGCUGGCGCUGGUCACAUACUCUUCUGUGUGCGUCUCCAUGCUAGCACUCCUCCUCACUGUCCUGGUGCUGUCCUGUCUAAGAGGCCUCAAGUCCAACACCAGGAGCAUCCAUUCGAACACAGCGGCGGCCAUGUUUUUGUCAGAGCUGGUGUUUCUGCUUGGCGUCAAUCAGACUGAACAACAGUUCCUGUGUACGGUCGUCGCCAUCCUCCUGCAUUACUUCUUCAUGUCCACGUUUGCCUGGAUGUUCGUGGACAGCCUUCAUAUCUACCGCAUGCAGACUGAGCAACGCAACAUCAACUAUGGUGCCAUGAGGUUCUACUACGCCAUUGGCUGGGGUGUUCCCGCCAUUAUCACGGGUCUUGCAGUGGGCUUGGACCCGGAGGGUUAUGGGAACCCAGACUUCUGCUGGAUCUCGAUCUAUGACAAACUCAUCUGGAGCUUUGCUGGUCCUAUAGCCAUCGUCAUACUGAUGAAUGGAGGGAUUUUUAUGAUUGUAGCAAAGAUUUCCUGCAAUCCCUCUCAGAAGGAGACUAAGAAGCUCCCUGUCAUUGCUACUAUUCGAAAUGCCUUCAUGCUGUUGAUGGUUGCCACCUCCACCUGGCUGUGUGGCCUAAUGGCUGUGAACAACAGCAUCCUGGCUUUCUACUACAUAUUCAAUGUCCUCUGCCUAGUGCAGGGGCUCUCAGUGAUGCUGGUCUUCACUGUGUUCAACUCAGAGGUUAAGGAGGCCUGGAGAGUCGCCUGUUUGGGUAAGAAGAGCCCUGGAGAAGACCCACCAAGACCACCACAGAAUACUGCUCAGAACCCCUAUCACAACGCAUCUCUGUUAGAGCAGAGCGGGCUGCACCGCAUCACCCUGGGAACCUCCACCAUCUCUUCUGUCAGCUCUGCCAGAGAAAAUCUUUUGGCUCGUCAGACUCUGGAACAAAACAUUGUCCACACAGGCGCAACGGACCUGGAUGUAGCCAUGUUUCACAGAGAUGGAGGUGAGGACUCAGACUCGGACUCAGACCUGUCCAUGGAUGAGGAGCGCAGUCUCUCCAUCCCUUCCUCUGAGAGCGAGGACAACGUCCGACUCCGUGGGCGCAUCCAGCGGAGAUUCAAACGCUCCAAUCACAGCGAACGUCUGCUGACCGAGCCCACUCACAAUGGCACCAAAGAUCUGGAUGGCAAUGACCUUCUGUCCUACUGGCCAGCUUUGGAGGAGUGUGAGACACACACCAUGCAGAAGUGGGGCUCAGAGCGCCCCCUCGGGGCAGAUUACAGCAAGGAUGCUGCCAACAACAACCAGCCUGAUGCUGCGCUGACCAGCGGGGACGAGAACGGCUUCACCCAGCCACACAGGCACCGCAAGGGUAUCCUGAAGAAUCGUCUCGGCUGUCCCCCAGCACUUCAGGGUCUUUCCAGCAUGGGCAGGGUCCCCAGUGAGCUCAACUGGUACCGAACAUCUACUUUGGGCCACCGGGGCGUUCCUGCGGCCUCCUAUGGUCGCAUGUACUCUGCCACAGCUGGAGCUGGUGGAGGAUCUGGAUCUCUCUCCCAACCAGCCUCCCGCUACUCCUCCAGGGAGCACCUGGACUCGCUGGCCCGCAGGCAGCUGUCCAGGGAUCCACUAGGGAGACAAACGAUUGGGGGAUCAAGGGAUCGGCUAGACUCACGCGGUUCUAGGGACAAUCUGGAUCUCUUACCCAGGCGGAGAGAAUUGGGGCUGGGGCAGGGAGCAGGGCUAGGGGGCUUGGGGCUUGAUCACCAGCGAGUCUCAUCAUCCAGGGAGAACUUGUCAGGAUCCAGGGACAGACUGGACAACCACCACACAGGCAGUGUCCACGCUUCAAGAGAGGACUUGAGCGGAAAUGGAGUAGCAGGAAUGGAGGGGUACCUCAGCGGAUCGAGGUCGCAGCUGAACACGCUAACUCGGCGGCAGGCCUCAUCCCGGGAGCACCUGGGGGGGGCGCUGAUGAGCAGCAGAUCGAGAGAGCAGCUGGAGACCAAUGGAGUCGGAGCCCAGGCUCAGCCGUGUCGGGAGUGGCUCCGCACGCUGCCUCCCCGUCAGCCCUCACACCCUGACCAGGCUCCCUCCUCCUCCCCUCCUCCCCCAAUCUCUGAGGAGCCCCAGCAAGAGCAGCUUCCUGCUUCAGCUCACGUCAGAGGACGACUGGACUCCGCUCCUCCAUGUAGGUACCCUGCUCAGACUGUCCCCCAGGUCGCAGGUUCAAAUCCAAACCCUCUGGGUCGACAGCCAUCCAGUGAACAUCUGGAUAUUCUGUCCUCCAUCCUGGCAUCCUUCAACUCCUCCGUCCUCACCCCUCCCUCUGCUGCCUGUAACCCUGGUCCUAAUGGCUCCGCCCACAAGCCCUCCCCCUCCCCGCCUCAGUCUGCCACCUCCCACAGCAUAUCUGAAGUGUCUCCUGACUCCGAAGCCAACAGGAGUGAAGGACAGUCUUGAUGACAGCCUCCAUAUCCCUUUAUGCAUUACGACAGUGCUUGGAACAUCAAGGACGAGUUCAAACGUCAUGAAUGGUCCUGAACCACUGGGACACCUCGGGACAUUGGAGUACUAGAAACAACCUUGACAGAGGAGAGUCAGAGUUGGAAGAAAGUGACACAGACAGAGCACCGCUGCGGAUAAAAGAAGGUGUUUGUGGGUGGUGUUUACUGUAUAAAUUAAGUUUUUCCCACUGCCUACAAUGAACUGUGACGUUUAGUGACGUUUCUUUGGACAAUGAGUCAACCACCUCUACUACCUAAAAACUGUUAAAGGCAAACACAAACUCCUCAGAUUUCAAACGCUAAAGUCAAGACAGGAUCGAGACAAGAUCUGUCUAAAAGGAAAAAAAAAAGACUGUAAAUAACAUUUUUAUACAUUUUGUAUCUUUUUCAUUAGAGAUGAAGAAGAAAUCGCUUGUGUUGUUUUCUUUUUCUUUUUUUUUCUUUUUUUUUUAAAUGAUUGUGUCCGUGUGAGUUUGCCGUGAGUGAGGUUGGUGCGAGUGCUGUCUUGUUUGUUGCUGAGGGAGACAUUUCCCCUACAAAGAAAAAACGAUUCCCGAAACUUUUCCUGAAAACAGUUUUCCUCUGAAACUUUUCCUCACACCCAUCAACUUUGUGUAUAGCGACAGGGGUCCGGCAAUAGUAUGUGAUGAGAUUAUCCAGACCGCAACAUGUGGUUGAAGGGAAAAUAUCAAAGUAGAGAGAGAAAGUGAUUGUAAAUAGAGGAAGGGAUUAUUAUAAGAGUAGAUUUGAUGGAACAAAAUGAUUGUGCAGAGAAAGAUGGCCAACGUUAAGCUAAAAUACCACAUGGAGCUUCAGAGUUGGGCUAUUAAAGAUCAGUCACGAGUGUCGAGGCAUCAGCUCGUUCUGGAGAUUGUGCUGUUUUGUGAUCCACUGUGUAUGAAUGUGACCUUGUCGUCUGUCUGUGUUAUCUCUGUGCCUGGUGCUGUCUGAACCAGACCAUAUCGAUUGGUAUUACAGGACCAUAUCAUUAGUGUUCCGGAAACCCGGUGAGUGAAAUUGGAUAUCUGUGUGCCUCUCUGUGUGAGGCUGUAUCGCGGAACAACCGUUUAAAGCCCCUCAAGGAAACUUGCACUUUGAUGCAUCACGACUCAACCUGUUUCAAGAGACGCCGCAGGAGCAGCCAGAUCUCUCCGGCAGUAUCCAGGGGACUCAUUUAUAAAGGCCUCUCAUGCAGAAGUUCUGUGCAAAUCCAAGCCAAAGGGACAGCUGCUUCAAAUCAGUACAAUACAUUGCUGUUCUCCACUUUUCUGUGAAGAAAACGAUGCUAUACAUGUGACUGACAGUUUUGUUCCAAUUGUGUAUUUUUUUUUUUUUUAAACAACUGAACCAUAGUAACAAGUCUAAAGUGAAAAUUUGUUUUUAUUAAGGGAUCCCUAGAUCUCCACUACAACAUAACAAUGUGGUUGGUAUUUUAUUUGGCUGCACACUGUAUAAGCAAGUGGAUUUUGAUUUGCCGUGUAGGUGGAGAGCGGAUCAGAGGAAGGCAUUAUGAGUCACGUCUCAGUGUUCUCAGAUAUUUGUUUGGAGACCUUAAAGCUGAUCUUCAGUACAUAUCCAGCAUGAUGUCGGCCUGAAUAUAUCGGCUCAUGAAUCCUAUGGUAGAUGUUUUUACUUAUUUGGCUGGACACAGUUGCUGGGAAGUAAUUUCAGAAUAUCCUUUAUGAGAAAUUUCACAAAAAAGAGGCACUUGCUCAAGUCUUGAUACAGAUUUGUUCUCAUUGUUUAGGCCCCUGUACGAAGAUGAGAAGAUGCAGCAUAACUUCUGUAUCAGUUUGCUGAGGAGAGAUGUCACUUGUGUCAUUGCUAAAAGCCUCUAAGUGGUUUUGAGAUGCAGGUCUUUCCAUUAGCAGCUGCUCCUUUCUCACAGCUGCUGGAGCGAGUGCUGCGUUCAGGCCUUAAGGUAACAACACGCAGGUAUGUGUACGCAAUGGAGACGAGCAGGCCGUCUGCAUCAGCCUUCAGAGGGAUUAAGUGGUUGUGGCUACUUUUUUUUUUUUUUUCUUGCAAUGAAAAAAGUGCAGUGGGUCGUGAAAACCGAAGGCAAAAUGGGGUUCCUGCAUGUCCUCGAGCAGAGAGCAUCAUGGUGGUCCAAAAAUACAAAAUAACACUAGAAUAGCAAGAGAGGAAGUGGAUAACAAAACAAGAAGGUUAAAAUAGAGUACAAGAAUAAAUCAUGAGGCGCAAAACCAAGGUUGGAAGGAGAACAGACUGGGUCAGAAGCCACGACUGUGCAGAAUGUAACUGCAGGGUGGAGGGCAUGGAUGUUACCCUUUGCACAGAUGAAGAGAGAACCACAGAGAAACAGAUGAAAGCACAGAUAUGCUGAUCUGUCAUGGCCACCCCUCUGGGAUGUGACCAGUGACCCUGUUUGUGACAGUAGUGUUGCCAAAAAAAAUACUCCUGCAGGGGAACACUGCCCACUUUGAUUCCUUUUUUUACUCUUUUUAUCCAUUCGCACCAGUUAUUUCUUUUUUUUUCUUCACCAGUUUUCUGUUUUUAUCAAUUGACAGUACCUUUAACUUGUACAGACAUGAGAUUUAUUUUAUUUAUUCAUAAUUGAUUGACAUUCUAUUGAUUAUUUAUGUUGCCAUUUUGUAUGAGCGGUGGUUGUUUUUUUUGUCCAGAUGUCCCCUUUUUUUCCCCUCGUGAUGUUUCUUAUGAUCUCUCACUGCAACAAAUUCAGAGAUAAGAAAAAGACGAGGAUGUGGAAAAAGUCUCUUCACACCCAGGAUUACAACGUGACGCUCAGCUUUCCGGCAUUUUAUUUGAAUUCAUUAUCCAAUCAUGGAUGGAAAAUGUGGGUAAAAUCACAAAGCUAACUGAAAAUUCAUCCUCUCCUGACAUCUAAAUGUACCCAAACUAAAAGUUGGAUGCUGAGUGUAAAAUAGUGCAGACUUUUUUCUCUCCCUUUUCACUUUUAUAACCAAUGCUUCACAAGCACAAAAUCGGAUCACAAACUGGUUAUGUUUCUACUUUUACAGAGGAAAACACCAGCUUCAGGUUAAUCUGCUCUGGACCAACACAAGCCUCACAAGCGAGAGGAGACAAAAAGAUGCCAGUUGAGACUAAAAACGUAAUGUGCUCUGAAAAAGAAA
Messenger RNA from Scatophagus argus, 15589 nucleotides. It is a transcript of the gene celsr3, whose product is annotated as cadherin, EGF LAG seven-pass G-type receptor 3. Gene Ontology annotation, molecular function: calcium ion binding; G protein-coupled receptor activity. Lineage: Eukaryota; Metazoa; Chordata; Actinopteri; Scatophagidae. The coding region runs from base 364 to 12429 and encodes 4021 amino acids. Gene Ontology annotation, cellular component: plasma membrane. The record is from RefSeq and is a predicted model, not a curated record. The transcript has 37 exons. Gene Ontology annotation, biological process: homophilic cell-cell adhesion; cell surface receptor signaling pathway; G protein-coupled receptor signaling pathway.